Molecule: messenger RNA, 4164 nt
Organism: Cephus cinctus (wheat stem sawfly)
Lineage: Eukaryota; Metazoa; Arthropoda; Insecta; Hymenoptera; Cephidae
Gene: slgA
Product: proline dehydrogenase 1, mitochondrial
Exons: 13
Coding region: 305-2182 (625 amino acids)
Cellular component (GO): mitochondrion
Molecular function (GO): FAD binding; proline dehydrogenase activity
Source: RefSeq, a predicted model, not a curated record
CGCUAUUGGGGCGUCCGAUUCGGUCGUGACAGGUUCGAUUCAGCCCGUCCGUGUUGAGCAGACGAAUUCGCCGCCGCGACUGAAAUACGCCGCUGUAGAACGUGGUGUAGGACGUAUCCACUGAAAGAAGAAAGAUAUCCAAAGGUUCUAAAGUUUUACCAAAUAACCGCCACUAAUUAUCAACAAAGAAAAAUCAUUUGAUCCUCAAAGAUCCCAAUUGACAGAGCAAAUCGGUUGCUCUCGUCCAUUUUCGUCGAUACUCGUUAAAUCCUGUGUGCCGACUCGACGCGCGACACAAGAUAUUAUGGCGUUCUUGAGGACGAUCCCGCGGUGCCGUGCUGGAAAAAAAUUGGCCAAGUGCUUGCCGCUGCCCGCUGGAUUCUUUGAAAAUGUCGCCAGGUCGUCAGGGCAGCUCAUGCAGGUGGUGGAUAGAGGAUAUAGCAGCAGCACCAGCCCUGCAGAGACGAACGGCGCCAAGCCGGCACCCCGGCAGAUCGAUCCUCUUGAUCUCAACUUUAACGAUCCCGUAGCAUCUUUCAAGAGUAAAACAACCAAAGAACUUAUCCGCGCCUACAUCGUCUAUCAAAUAUGCUCAAUCGGACCCAUCGUCGAGAAUAAUAUGAAGCUGAUGAAACUUGCUAACGCUAUUCUGGGCGAGAAACUCUUCACGGUAAUGAUGAAGCGCACGUUCUACGGGCAUUUUGUUGCCGGUGAAGAUGAAGUCUCGAUCCGACCGGUUCUCGACCGAUUACGACAGUUCGGUGUCAAACCAAUCCUGGACUACUCCGUUGAAGAAGACAUCACCCAGGAAGAGGCGGAACGACGAGAAGUCCAAGCUUCCGUGUCGGAAGCUGGUGACGAGAGGAAGGAAGGCACCUUGAAGAAAUAUCACGUAGAAAAAUCAUUCGCUGAUCGGCGGUACAAGGUGUCGUCGGCCAGAACCUACUUUUACCUGAACGAAGCGUCCUGCGAGAGGAACAUGGAUAUCUUCAUCAAGUCUCUGGAGGCUGUCGCAGGAGCGUCAAUGGGUUUAGGAAUAACGGCAGUCAAGUUGACGGCUCUAGGACGCCCCCAACUUUUACUACAAUUGUCGGAAGUGAUUAUGCGAGCACGUCAAUACAUGUCCGACGUGGUUGGCGGUGAAGGUGCGGUUUUGGCUCACCAUGCAAAACCUGAUGAUUUCAAGAAGAAAUUCGAAGAGGCACAUAUUAGGGACGCUGCCCCGGUACAAAAGUUCCUUGAGAAAAUUCAGUCGGAUAAGGAAGGAAAUGUCAUCCAUUUGUUCCCAUGGAGUGGUAUUCUGGAUGAAAACUAUGAGUUGAGCGAGACCUUCCAAGUACCGGACAUCAAGACAGGAAAGAUGGUGAGACUAAUGACGCAACUGACCACCAAGGAAGAGGAAAUGUUCAGAAAUAUGAUCAGGCGGUUGAACAAUAUCGUUUCUAUUGCUGACAAGCUAAACGUCCGCAUAAUGGUCGAUGCCGAGCAGACCUACUUCCAACCUGCGAUAUCACGGCUGACACUGGAGAUGAUGCGCAAGUACAAUACGAAAAAGGCUGUGGUGUUUAAUACGUACCAGACGUACCUGCAGGAUGCAUACAAUGAGGUCAAAACUGAUCUUGAACAAUCCGAACGUCAGAAUUUCUAUUUCGGAGCUAAGAUCGUACGGGGCGCUUACAUUGAACAGGAAAGAGCAAGAGCAGCUGCCAUGGGUUAUCCGGACCCGACGAAUCCGACAUUCGAGGCUACGACAGAGUGUUAUCAUAAGACUCUGAUGGAAUGUCUGCGUAGAAUGAAACAGUAUAAGGACAAGGGAGAAGAUCCUAAAAAAAUUGGUAUUAUGGUGGCCUCCCAUAAUGAGAAUACUGUUCGUUUUGCAAUUGAAAAAAUGAAGGAAAUAGGAAUCUCUCCCGAGGACAAGGUUAUCUGUUUUGGGCAGUUAUUCGGCAUGUGCGACUACAUCACGUUCCCUCUUGGUCAAUCAGGGUACUCGGCGUACAAGUAUAUCCCCUAUGGUCCCGUCAAGGAAGUACUACCCUAUCUAUCGCGUCGAGCGCAAGAGAACAGGGGCGUCCUGACUAAGAUAAAGAAAGAGAAGAAGCUUCUACUCAGCGAAAUAAUUAGACGUAUAUUGCGAGGACAACUAUUCUACACACCGAAGGGCAAUUACACUCCAGUGUGAGCUGUAAAACGCGAACGCAUCUCCCAGACUCGAGUCAAGUCCAACGUAGUGGAUUCGCAAUGCCAAACAAUUUUCGAUGAAAAGGUAUUCCUCGGGUCUUCUGCAUUUUUACUCUGCCGUUGAUCCCUCUAGUAAAGGAGCGAUGCUACGUGUCAGGGUAGAAACAUUUAAGGCCAGCAACAUCGCAGAAGAAUCUCAAGAAAUGCCAGUUGUGUAAAUUAAUUAUUUAUUGAUAUCGUGUCUGCGUGAUUUCCCUCUGUGCUCCAAAUCGUGUUGUCAGUUCGGUUACAAUAGACAGUCCUAAUUGUCAUCGUCAUUACGGCACUUCUAUUUCUCCGAACUUUGUACAUGAGAGAUGGAAAGAGAAACAGAGGCGAUGUGAUAAAGAAAAAAAAAAAAAAAGAAAGAGAGCGAGAGAGAGAAGAUAGAAAAAUGUUCCAUCACACAAACAUUGGCACGAGGUAUGCUUAAGUACUUACUCGAAGAACAUGUAAGUACCGUAGCAGGGAGACACAUGUGUCAAUGGGUCAAGUACUGUAAAGCCUACUGCAUGAUUAUCUUACGAGACAAACGUGUAUCGCAGGAACGUAUUUUUAACGUUCGUAGUUUGAAACUGGCUUGUAAUGAUGUAAAGCAAAAGUGUGAUUAUAAAUGAACGAGAAAAAAAGACCAAUCGGUAAGGAAGAAUCGACGACGUGAUAUGAAAGUCAUCUAUCGGUACAAACCCUGCGGAGUUGUAACUGCGUUAGGUAAGGAAUUGUGUUUUUCGAUAAUUGUUAAGCCAUGCGCAUCGACGGUAAACACGAGUAAACCUAGAGAGAAGAAGGUGCUUCGCACCUAAUCUCCGACGAAUACAAGGCAUUGCAUUCAGUAAUUAAGUCAUUUUGAAAAGAGAUUAAAACAAAAGUAAGUAACCGUCUGUAGUGGUUAUAGUUUAUCUUUUCAUACAUAACUGAUGUAGGACAAGAUGAAGGAAAACUUAAGGUGAGAAGCUCCAAGCUUAAAUGACUCUUGACUAAACGUUUCGACGAAUAGGACACAAUUUCAUUUGAUUAAGUUUUAGUUUUUUAUAACUAAUACUCAUUUUCGCUCGGAGUCGUCCAUAUAAAUGUUUGGUCAAUCGAAUCCAAUUGAAUUAUUACCAAGGGAUACGCUACAAGCGUUAGGAACGCAAUAGGUAAAGUGUUUUGCUUUUCUAAGAGAAUCUUAACGAAACGAACGAUAAGGAAUUAUAGGCAGGUCCGAGUUCGUCGAAAUCGACACGGCAUCCUUAAACUCGUCGCGUAUUGAUAUCUUUUAGAAAUUGGCUAUAGUGCUAAAUGAUUUUUGCGCUUUCCAACCUUUCCCCUCCUCCCCCUUCACUACUUGAGCAGCUGCUGCGCGCAUAUUGAUACUUUGUUUUUCAAUAUUUCUUUUCUCGCAGAAGGUUUUGAGUUCCAUGAAAAUGUGCCAAGUAUCGCGAGUGAGUUCAGACAGAUUCGUGAGGAUGAUGAUGAUGACGACUCUUGCGUAUUUUGCCAUUUUCUCAUAUUUCAUUAUUUCCCUUUAACCUCCUGUGCGUCCCUUGUUGCUUAUCCCAAUCGCCAAUUCGCCUGUCGACUCGUUAAUCCCACCAACCCUCUUCUUCUGUAAAUUUAUCUCAAUCUCAUGCUAUUUUUUUCCCUCCCUUAAAAUCCUUUAAAACUUCGACCUUUCACCUCCAACCUUCCAUAGCCCCUCUUUUGAAACAAGAACUGCAAGUACAGUCCGUUACGAUCUCGAAGCUUAUUGUAGCUUGUCAUAGCGAUCGGAUGACAUAGCAAAAUCAACAAUAAAUUGUAUCUAACGAGAAUAUACAGUCUAAGAUAUUUUAUUUGAUAAUAGUACGCAUGUGUUACGUUUUAUUGAAAUUAGUACUGCGAAUCAUUGUGAAUCAUGUUAACUAUGCAAACUGGAAAAGAAAAUUAAUUGGUGAAAUAAAUAAAGGGGCAUUGUUAAAGUUA